AUGUUUUAAAUAAAUGCUCGUGUAAAUUUUUUGUUUGUUGAUUAACUUGCUGAAGUUGGGUUCUCAAUUAAUCAUGAUCCAAUUUAUGAAUAUACUAUAUAAAUUCUGGUUAGGAUCUAAAUCAAGCAAUUUUAGUUUGGUUUUCUAAAUUUUAACAAUACUUAAACAAUAGAUGUUUUAAUGCAAAAAUAUCAUAUGCAAGUACAUGUAUAAUCAUAAUACCUAUAUAAAAGAGCUUUUAUUGAUGGUAAUAAAUAAGCAAUUUAAAAAAUGACUUUAGAAGGUUUUAAUGAGAAAUGGAGUGAUGGUAAUAGAUGCAAUUAAAAGAAAUUCAUUCUUAAGUAAUUCCUUCUAAAAAAAAGUUUGUGUUUCCUUCGACAGCAAAUACUUAGAGAAAAAUAUGUUGUAUUUUCAGACUCCACAAAGCAUGAAUUAGCAUAAGCUGAAUUUUAAAUAGGUUGUUUGGAUUCAGAUGUUUUCUAUAAUUUAUGUGGAUAUUGUUAAAGUGAUACAACAUCUUAAUUUUUUGAAACAAAAAUAAACAUCUGGGACAAGGAUCGGAUAUCCUAUUGUAUUUUAGUAUAAAGGAAAUAAUUAUUAAGAUGA
Paramecium sonneborni is the source of this 606-nucleotide messenger RNA. The record is from the annotation of a GenBank genome assembly. NCBI's taxonomy places the organism in Eukaryota, Ciliophora, Oligohymenophorea, Peniculida, Parameciidae.